GUGACUUAUCCUUCCCUGGCAAUAAAUUGGUGUCUGGUUAUCACUGUAAAAUAAUAAUGGAUGAAAAAUCGGGUCAGGUUUUGCUACAGGAUACCAGCACGAAUGGAACAGUGAUCAACAAACAGAAAGUGGUGAAGAGACAGACCUGCCCUUUACAAACUGGGGACGUGAUCUAUAUUGUUUACAGGAAAUACGAUCCAGAAAACAAUGUUGCAUACCUGUACGAAUCUUUCCACCCCAAUAAGGAUGGAGCUAGUGACCCAGGAGAAGCCAAGGUUGACAGUGCAUGCCACACAACCAAAGAUACCUCAAGCACCAGAGAAAGCAAUGAUGGGACCUCAACAGCAUUGCCACUGCCAGCUUCUCGGACAAGCUAUGAAGAACCGCAGCCAUCCACUUCGACGUCAAACCUCUUCGAAAUUGUUCCUACCUCUUCCACUGAGUCCACAUCCACUGAGAAGGCGAACCCUUCAGUAGCUGGACCACAGCCUUGCACCUUAAUUUUUGCACCCGCUUUGAUCAAAUUGGUACCAUCCGGACCAGAGACAUUGCUUCAACUCAGUCAGCCUGUUGUAAAUACAGAAACAUCUGGUGCUUCUUUGAGGGACCCGGAGAAAACAGCCAUGUUCCAGCUUUCGGGAAGGGAAGGAAAUGAUUUACCCUACCCCGUUAGAAAGAAAAUCAGAAGAGAUGGUGAAGCCAGCUCUGCCCUUCAGGUGGUCACCCCAGAGGGACACGCGAUGGGACCUGACCCCAGAGAUGCCAAAUCAGCAACCAUGAAGCCUGACAAAAUGGGAGAAAGCUUAAGCUGCAUCAUCUGCCAGGAACUGCUUUAUGACUGUGUCAGUUUGCAGCCCUGUAUGCACACUUUCUGCGCUGCUUGCUACUCAGGGUGGAUGGAGCGAUCUUCCCUCUGUCCGACAUGCCGCUGUCCUGUGGAACGGAUCUGUAAAAACCACAUUUUGAACAACUUGGUAGAAGCCUAUCUCAUCCAACACCCAGAUAAGUGUCGUAACGAAGAAGAUAUUAGAAGUAUGGAUGCCCGGAACAAAAUCACUCAGGACAUGCUACAGCCGAAGGUGCGAAGGUCCUUUUCAGAUGAAGAAGGAAGUUCAGAAGACCUGCUGGAUCUGUCGGAUGUAGACAGUGAAUCCUCUGAUAUUAGUCAGCCAUAUGUCCUAUGCCGGCAAUGUCCUGGUUAUCGUCGGCAAACCGUCCUGCCUUUAACCUUUCCCGAGCAGGAAGGAAAUGCAGCACCUGGGCAGGUUCCUGGAGAUUCCCCAUCGACUUCUUCCAGCUUCCCAACAGUCCAGGAAUAUGUCUGUCCAGCUCAAGGGAGCCACAUCUUCUGCACUUGCUGUUUCCAGCCCAUGCCGGAUCGUAGAGCGGAAAGGGAACAGAACCCGAACAUCGCCCCACAGCAGUGUACCAUUUGUCUGCAAUCCUUCUGCCAUCUGUACUGGGGAUGUGUGCGCGUAUCCUGCCUGGGCUGUUUAGCCCCAUUCUGUGAACUCAAUCUUGGGGACAAGUGUUUAGACGGCGUUCUUAACGGCAAUAACUAUGAAUCAGAUAUUCUAAAGGAUUACUUGCAAUCUAGGGGGAUGACAUGGAAAGACAUGCUGAAUGAAAGCCUCCUGGCUCUUCAAAAAGGAACUUUUAUUUUAUCAGAUUACCGAAUCACGGGAGAAACAGUGAUCUGUUAUUUUUGCGGCCUGCGGACUUUCCGAGAACUCGCUUAUCAGUACAGGCAGAUUAUUCCUGUUCCAGAAUUGCCAGCCACCAUCACAUCCCGUCCCGACUGUUACUGGGGUCGCAACUGUCGUACUCAGGUGAAAGCCCACCAUGCUAUGAAGUUCAAUCACAUCUGUGAACAAACACGAUUCAAAAACUGAGAAGGAUUCCCGGGGCGUUUUAACUGGUCUCCCUGCUUGUAGAGGAUGGGAAAAUUAAACCAGAAACGCCAACUCUACAGUUUUUGCCUGGUUGUUCCCACAAAAAAAAGGGGGGGAUUGGCAACUUUUUACAUCAGGUACUCUGAUGUGCUUUUUUUUUUUCCUCCUUACCAUUAUUUUGUCAUUUUUUUUCUGCCACCCUGUAUUCUCCUUGGCUUUGUUUUUUUUUUCUUUAAAAAAAAACGGUUUUGUUUUGAAGGCCAGAAGGAUGUGGCUGCCCCUGUUUUCUUCCUGAAUUUGAGCGACUCUAGGAAUUUAAGGACUCGCCGCCAAGAGGAUGAAUGGUAAAAAUGGAACAAUUCUCGGGAACAUUGAUUGUGGAACGAAGCAAGGCCUUAGUGAGAAGGCAAGAAGGAAGAAUGUCCUCGGUUCCUUGUUGGGCAUUGCCAUGCGUCUUGUCAAUUUCUUGGACCAACGCAACAACUUGCCGGAAUUGACGGCCUAGACUCCUUGGCUCCUCGGUCAAAGAUCACAGCUGGAUUGACCAAGGUCUGUCCAACACUAAGCACUGACUGCUUAAGGCCGUAUUUCUCUGCCUUGGGCAUGUUGACAUGAGGACUUCAACUCCCAGACCUCCCCAGCCAGCCAUGUUGGAUAAAGAACUCUGGGAGUUGGUAGUCCACCAGUCUAAAAAUGGCCACCGUUGAGAAACACAAUCUUAGGGUGCCUUGUUCUUCCUUGACACACUCCACAUGUCUCUCUUAAAUGCUGCUGUCCAGUAUUUGUCUAGCCUCCUUUGAUAGGAAAGAUCCAAUUGUUUCAUCCUUUUCUCUUUUUAUUCUAGUCUUUUCUUCCUUCUUCCUUAGAUCCUGUCGUUUCUUUUCCUCUUGCUCAAUUCUAGGAUUCAGACUGGUGCUGAAUUUCACCUCCGCCACCUUUUCUUUGGGCUCUAAGAGAAAGUCCCUACCCCACCCCAGGAAUUUCUGUUCUUAGCAGUUGGGAGUUAUGCUUCAAAACAACUAUGCAUUUCCCCCCCCUCUUACUGGUCAAAUUCCACUAGAAAUUCCUUUUUUUU
Messenger RNA from Pseudonaja textilis, 2967 nucleotides. NCBI's taxonomy places the organism in Eukaryota, Metazoa, Chordata, Lepidosauria, Squamata, Elapidae. The record is from RefSeq and is a predicted model, not a curated record.